CACAGACAGCCGGUGCGGAGAGAGAGAGAGAGAGCGAGCGAGCGAGAGAGAGACGCUAUUACUAGUGACAGAAAACGGCAGCGAGCACAUACAGUCUGGAGAGCAGUUGAUGCGACAAGAUGCUGAGCGUCGCCUUGCUGUGUGUGUGCGCCGUCGCCGUUGGACACGUCUCCGCUCGCUCCGACAGCGGCAAUUUUUUGGAUGACAAGUGGCUCGCGGGGCGAUGGGAUAAAUUCAGAGAUGAGCCUGGAACAUGGACUCCAUCCAAGCCCUUCGAUCAAGGCCUUGAUCCAGCCAAAGACCCCUGUCUUAAGAUCAAAUGCAGUCGCCACAAGGUGUGUGUGGCUGAGGAUUAUAAGACUGCCUCUUGUGUCAGCCAGAGGAGAGUUAGUUUUAAAGAUGCCAGUUUGUAUCAGAGUCCGGGGUCGAAGUGCAAACCCUGCCCUGUGGUCCACCCCUCUCCCGUCUGUGGAACUGACGGCCACACCUACUCCACCAAGUGUAAGUUAGACUACCAGGCAUGCAUCACAGGAAAGAAGAUUGCAGUGAAGUGUCCUGGCAUGUGUCCUUGCCCCGCUCAGCCUGAACAGAGCUCUGCAGAGAAGAAAGUGUGCAGCGAGUUGGACCUAAAGGAGGUGGUGAGUCGUCUGAGAGACUGGUUCAGGGUGCUGCAUGAGAACGGCAACCACAAGAGAGUCAAGAUCUCAAAGCCAGAGAAGAACACAGAGUUUGAGGUCGGGGCCUCGCCGAUUUGUAAGGACCCCCUGGGCUGGAUGUUCUCCCGGCUGGACACAAACUUUGACCUCCAGCUGGACCAAUCAGAAAUCAAGAGCCUCUACCUGGACAGGAACGAGCCGUGCUCUGAUGCGUUCUUCAAAUCCUGCGACACACAUGCCGACAAAGUUAUAACCAGCUCCGAGUGGUGCACAUGCUUCCAGAGGUACACAGACUCCCCUUGUAAAGCAGAGCUGUCCAGUAUCAACAAAAAGCAAGUGGGGAAGAAACUGCUGGGUCAGUAUCUGCCAUCCUGUGAUGAGGACGGUUACUACAGGUCCCACCAGUGUCACAGCAGCAGCGGCCAGUGCUGGUGCGUGGAUCGCUAUGGCAACGAGGUGGCCGGCUCACGCACCCAUGGCCCGGCAAACUGCGGCGUGAUUCUGGAGUCCUCUGGAGACCUCGGCAGCGGAGACUCGCUGUUCACUGACGAUGACGAAGAUUCCUUUGUCCUCAACGACCAGGCCGGGAUGGACGACGAAGACGAGGACGACGAGGAUGACGAUGACGACAACGACGAAUACCUGUCGUAAUUUUGAAAAAGAAAACAAAAAAAAGAAAAAAGAGAAAACUGUUUGUUUGGUCAAACUGCACGUUUCUAGGUGACUCCCCAGGCAGAUACUUAAUCGUACUAACAGCCUAUGGACUACUCUCUGUGUAUUGUUUGUUCAUUAGUAAGAAAAAAAAUAUUCCUGGCAAACAUUUAUGAUUUCUCUUCCUCUCUAAGUAUAAAAUAUGAUUGGUUAAUGGCACUUGUUCACUUGCGUGUCAGCCAACCAGAGAACAUGACAAGGACUAAUCAACAACCAAUCCAGUGCUUUGGAUUUGGUCACGUGUGCAACGACCUCUCCCUUCAUUGGACAGUCCAUGUCUUCUAGUGUGUCCUGUCCUUGUGCAGCACUCUGAUGCCCGAGUGUGUUGAUGCCUGAGGCGCAAUGUUAAAGAGUUUUCCCCCCUCUCCAUUCCUUCACCCCCACCAACCCUUCUACUCCUUAUCAAAUGUUCCUGUGUAUAGGUGGGAUGUUGAUGAUGUAGAUAAGAGAAUAUUGCACUCUUUAGGUUUCUUUUGAUCUUGAUUUGUAACUGUGACUGUAACUGUGUGGAAAAAGAAGAUAAGAGUUAGACAUGCUUCAUUAGGAGAGUUAAGGCAAAAAAAAAAAAAAGAAAAAACCCACAGUGUCAGCUGGAUAACAAUCAGAACCGACAUGCUAGCUGUUUUCACGGAGACACAAAUCAAGUCAAAUCAUCUCAAAGGCUCGGCAACAAGGACAGACAGAUUACUGCUUGGCCGGCGGUGUUCGGGGGGAAAUAUUAUUAUUAUCUAUUUUUCUAAUCCAUUGUUGGAUGAAUACAGAAGAUGAAACAGAUUUGCCGUGGCAUGUCUAAUAGUGCGUGAUGUCGUUUCAGUCUGUAGAACCAGAGGCUAAACCUUUGUGGAACUGGAAAACCCACAUAAUGGAGCUUGAGGGUGAAAAAUCCCCUCAGGCGUGUUCGGAUGAAACUGCACUUGCUUAGUUAAAAACUUUGUGAGCCACAAGUCUGUGCGAUAAGAAAUGUUUACGUACCUUUAAUAUGCCAGCGAGCUCAAAGAACACCUCGCCGCGGCUCACGUCACAGCAUCAGCUCCAACGGGAACGUGCUCUUUGAUGUUUAAAAUUCUUGUACUUAGCAUAGUUUGAACACGCAGUGUAACAGAAUAAAUCUCUUGCACAGUAAUAAAACCACAGAGCCAUGCAGACCUGUUGAAAAUGUCUGGCGGGGGAUAAAGGGAAAGGUGUGCCUUUGACUGGUGAGGACGGACGGCGGGAAUGGCGGGAGAAGCAUGCUUACGGGAUCGACUUAAACUCGUCUUGACACUGCAUAAGAGUGGCUUCGCUGUCAAGCUCGGACACUGUUUGGGUUUUGGUAUGGCUUGUGUUCUGGGUCUCUCUUAUGAUGGUGUUAAAUAGGCCAUAUUUCAGAUCUUUUGAUUUGUUACAUAGGAUAGCUAGAAUGUAGAGAAGCACAGAUAUACUUAACAGUUAAGGCAUAAAAACACUUAGAUUCUGCUGGAUUUGAAAAUGGUUUAUAUAUUAGUACACGGGCUAGAGGACGCUUUGGUUUAGACAGCUUUAUAUGAAAAAAAAAAAUCAUCUUACAGUGUUUUGCUUUGACUUUGUUUUAAAAGCUUGAUUUGUACCUGAUAUGCUCUAACUACUUAUAGUGUAUAUCUGUCAGGGUUGAAAUGUGAAGCAGAUCCCAGAUUUGUGUAUUCUUGAUAAGUCUUGUGACUGUUUAUGCAGACCUCGGAUUUGCUGGGUUAAUUUUCACUUAAUAAUUCGCCGUCGGGCUUCAUUUUGAAUCUGUUGAAAUUCCAGGUUAAGACCUGAAAAGUGCCAUCUAACUGUCCAAUAGUUUUUGUUUGUUUGUUUGUUUGUUUUCGCUCCCCUCAUUCCUUUUAACUUGGAAUUUCAAUUCACUUUUCGAACUGGAAAACAUUUCAGUCUUAAAGUGUGCUGUUUCAUGAGUGUGAUGACAUGCAAAUCAUUUUGAUGACCUCAGACACUGUAGCCACUCUCAACCAAUCACACACUGUCAUCACAGCUCUGAUAGCGUUUUAAGGUUAUGAUACAGAUGCAUUUUUUACAGUGUAUGUAUGAUUUGCUGAAAUAAAAGCUAUAUUGACCAAUGUU
Messenger RNA from Chelmon rostratus (copperband butterflyfish), 3446 nucleotides. RefSeq names its product SPARC (osteonectin), cwcv and kazal like domains proteoglycan 3 (gene spock3). Gene Ontology annotation, molecular function: calcium ion binding; protein binding. The record is from RefSeq and is a predicted model, not a curated record. Bases 120 to 1307 code for a protein of 395 amino acids. The transcript has 11 exons. NCBI's taxonomy places the organism in Eukaryota, Metazoa, Chordata, Actinopteri, Chaetodontiformes, Chaetodontidae.